Messenger RNA from Athene cunicularia (burrowing owl), 3217 nucleotides. RefSeq names its product MORN repeat containing 5 (gene MORN5). The coding region runs from base 31 to 558 and encodes 175 amino acids. The transcript has 5 exons. Lineage: Eukaryota; Metazoa; Chordata; Aves; Strigiformes; Strigidae. The record is from RefSeq and is a predicted model, not a curated record.
CCCCUCCCCAACCGCCCUGUCUCUUCCAGGAUGGAGGGACAGGGCUCCUACGCGCUGCCGACGGGCACCGAGUACCGGGGAGCGCUGAGGGACGGGAUGUUUGACGGCGAGGGAGAGCUGCUGUUCCCCAACGGCGGCAGAUACCGGGCGGUCUGGCACCGCGGGGUGCCCACGCAGGGGAAAUACACUUUUGCAGAUGGUCUCAAAUACAAAGAUAAAAAAUGGCAUUACUGUGACGGCUACGACAGAAGAUUUUACACAGAAAUCUGUUCUGGUCUUAAACCAGCAGACAUUUCUCAGUUUACAAACCUGGAUCCUCCCAGAAAAAUCCCGGAAGGAUGUUACGACUGUGGGGAUGGAUUCUAUAAUCCUGAAACCAGAGUUAUUGUUGACUACAAACUCAGGUUUCUGAGAAACGCAGAUGAUGAGGAGCAUGAAUGGAUCAUUCGGACCUGCCGGAAAGCUUUGGAUGAAACAAUUGAACGUAAACCAAACCCAUGCAAACAGGUUUUGAUAGACAAUAAUAUUCCAGAGCAGACAGGAGAUGAAUGCAAAUGACCUGAGAUAAGGUUUGGUUCAGUGGCAACAGUCAGUGUGAAAUAUGUUGUGAAACAAUGUAUUGAAUAAAUUAGAGGAUUUCUUACAUUCUUGGUACAGUUGAGUAUUUUCCAUACACAUAAUUAGCUCUAAAACUGCACAAGCUGAAUUGCUUCCAGUUUGGGUUUUUUUUUUUUUUUUGCAAACAAUUUGGGCUUAAUAUAAACAGAGCCUGAUUUCUGAAUUAGCAAAGCUGCUCCUGGCUACUUGUGGGGGAAGGUGCCCCGGAGCACAGCCUGUGUGGGGCAGCUCGCCCCGCGGGCAGUGCCGAGUCCCCUUCCACCAGAGAGAAGCCCCCGUGCUCCCUCGGCCCUCCACUUCGUGCUCCAGGCCUGGCCGUGGUAUCGGUUACAAACACUUUGCUCUACAGUUCAUCUCACAAGUGGGUUGUUGGGUUUGGGUUUUUGUUGUUGUUUUUUUUUUUUGAUGAGUAACUAAGUUGAUAUUUAGCAGAUACACAUUUAAUAGUUUCCCUUUCAUUGCACCGCCGAGACAGAAGAGAAAUGCAUCAAACCAUUUUCCCCCUCAACAACACCGUUGUGGAAAUCUCAAGUAUUGUGGGAUGUCGGGUCAAGUUACAGCCUGAAGUCUCUCCUUCAGUCUUAAAUGAAAUAACUACCCAGUCGUUUAUGGCACUAAUUCCACAACUAAACAAUCAUUAGGAUGUGCGAGCACAAACGGAGCAGAAAGUCCGGCCCCGGUGACCCUGCCGACCCCCACCAGCGCCCUAAGGCUGUUGCGUGCGGACGCCGCGAUCCCCCUCAACCUUGCGACUACAAACGCUUCACCAACGGGGAGGCCCGUCCUUCUCUCACUGCUACGGACAAGGACAAAAGUGACUGCAAGGGUGCAACUGGUGCCCGUCCCCUCCCCAGGGGACGCCUCUGCAGCAGCGGUUCCAGUCCGGUCAGGCGCGCGGGAGCGCCUUGUCACUGGCUACGCACUGGAAAUGGUUAUUCGCACGUCAGGAGGUGACAAUAAUACUUUGCAGACUUAAUUUCCUCUCUCCUUUCAAAUGUUAUUUUAAAUUGGGGAUAGAGCUGCAAGCUGCUGGCUGCAGUUAGACAGAAUACUGGCCUAACCGUCCAAGGUAUCGCCAUCGUGUGCUCCAUGUAUUUUUUUCAAUAUAUAUACAUACACGCACACAGAGGUAUGCGUGUGUAUAUCUCUAUCUAUGUAUUUGUUCCAACGAAUAUCGAUGCAUGCUUGUGCUGGGUUAUUUCUCAAACCAAGAGGUCUUGGUGGCCGCCUCAGCAGCCACCCCCCGCGCCUCCUCGCGCCACCGCCGUGGGCUCAGGGCGCCGUGUGCCUCGCGCCUCCGGCCGUCACUCGGUGUCACACGGAGCUCCGCAGCACGGUCGGGAGCAGGCUCGCCGCCGGGGCAAUACGGCCGGGCCAAACCAGUGGGUGACUGCCCACCCGCCCGACGCUGGAGACUGAUCCAGGAUCUCCCAGAGAGAAAAACACAGGUAUCUACAGUUCGAAUUAAAAACGAGUUAUGCAACGGAUGGAUUCCUGUCUUCUGUUCCUCAGGCACAGUUCAGUCACAUUACGCACUAACUGUGGCUCAUGGUGGGCUUUCACAUUCUUGGAAACGUGGCCUCACAGACACUUAGCAGCAAGACAGACCCCUGUGCUUGCAUGGAGAGAGGUUUCCUUACAGACCUGCUCUUGGCUUGGUGCAAACUGAGAAGGGCUGGCAAAGGUUAGUUGUUUACUUUUUGUUAUUACCGUCAAUGAAGGAUCGUUGCGGAGUUUUUUCCUGAUUCGGGGCCAGAGUGCUGAGCACUUCCUCUGCUGUUGCAAUGAGCCCUGCGGUGCCUGCCCCGCCGGCAGCCGUUCUCCCGGGCUGCGCCUUCGUCCGAGGACUUGGCAGGAGCCAGAGCCGUGCUCCAGCAAGGGAGAGCAACAGGCGGGCAGCGGGAACCAGCGCGGUGCUGCCAGAUAAAGGAACAAGCCAUCACCUUGCUGUCCACUCAGCUAGCGACUGUUCCUGCUGGCCUUACUGCACUUUUCACCUUUUUAACUGGUCUCCAGUUUCUACCCCACUGUUUCCACUGACUGAACUUGGGUCCACACCAGGGCAGAAUAUUUCUACCCCUUCGCGGCCAGCUUCCAUUGAGGAGUUCCCAGUCCCAGAGUAGGGAGCAUCUGAGCGUUUUGUGUAGGUACAUUCUGAAAUCACCCAUUCGUGAUCCAAUAUGACUCCAAGGAAAUAAAGUAGCUUGUUAAUAAAGAACAAGAGUAAAAAAUUUAAAAAAAAAAAAAAAAAGAUUUGGCGGAUGGCUGUGAGAGGAGAGAGAUAUUCACUGUUCUAAGAACAAGUCAGCAAUCAAAAACUUCAGGGUGCUAAACCUGGCUCUGCCACCAACCCCCACGGUUCCUCUCAGUUUAGGACAUCUCAGUUUCCCCUCCUAUAAAAUGGGGGGGAAAAACACUAAGAUUUACUUACCUUAGAGUGAUCAAAGGACAUGUGAUUCUAAAGCACUUUGAGGAGGAAGAAAAACUGCCUAUUUCCAGCUGGCAUCGUGUUUUCCACAUAGUGGAGUCUCAGCUACCCGCGAGUUUGGCUCAGGAAGGUCUGUGUAUAUAUCGAGUUGCUGAGACAGAAAGCCCAUUU